Molecule: messenger RNA, 1143 nt
Organism: Lycium ferocissimum
Lineage: Eukaryota; Viridiplantae; Streptophyta; Magnoliopsida; Solanales; Solanaceae
Product: MADS-box protein defh21-like
Exons: 2
Coding region: 1-1143 (380 amino acids)
Biological process (GO): positive regulation of transcription by RNA polymerase II
Molecular function (GO): protein dimerization activity; RNA polymerase II cis-regulatory region sequence-specific DNA binding; DNA-binding transcription factor activity, RNA polymerase II-specific
Source: RefSeq, a predicted model, not a curated record
AUGGGUCGAAGAAAAAUUGGCAUGGAACUGAUUAAAAACGAAAGAUCUCGAAAUUUAACGUAUCAAAAGAGGAAAAAAGGUUUGGAGAAAAAGGCCGAUGAAUUAUCAACUUUGUGUCAAGUCAAACUUUGCAUGAUUAUAUACGCUCCAAAACAUGGCGACAAACAGCAAGAGGAACCUGUGACAAUCUGGCCGGAAAAAGAUACUGUCCGGAGCUUAAUCGAGUCGUACAGAAGGCGAUCGGACGAUGAUCGGAGAUUAAGAACACAUGAUUUAUCGUUUUACUUCAAGGACUUAGCAAGAAAAGUGGAGCUUGAGUCUGCAAAGUUACGUAAAAGUAACCAUGAGGCUAAGUAUCCAACGUGGGAUCAACUCUAUGAUAAUUUGUCUACUGACCAACUGAAACAACUUACUGCCUUAUUGGGGGCAAAAAUUGAGGUUACAAAGCAAAGGUUGGAAUUCUUGAAGGGAACACAGACAAUAUCCUUAGAGGACAGGCAUGCAAUGAGUUUUCUUGGAAAGCAAGCAACUCAUCAGCCAAAUACUCCAUGCGUAAUGCAGAGUUUGGUUAGGAAAGGCAGCUUGCAACUCGAAAUUAUCGAACAACAACAACAACCAUUAGUGCAGCCGAUGAAUUUCCCGGAGAGUACUACUCAUCAUGCUGGUCCAGUAACAGAAUUAGUACCAUUUGGCCAUCAAAUGAUGAUGUUAAAUAACAACAACAACAACAACAUAUCCAGUGUAAUUCCACUAAUGGGGUCUGGAGAGGGUAUAGUGUACACAGACGUUACCUCUACCUUGGGAGGUAGAAAAACUGUUUCUGAUAGACCUUCGGCUCAAAGGAUGUUUCCGAUGAUGUUAAAUAACAAUAAUGUUGAAAAUCAACAGGCAAUGGGGAUGAUGAGAGAUCAGAAUAUGUUGUUAAGCAAUAAUAUUGUUGAUCAUCAUCAAUAUCCUCAUGCUCAACCAGUGUGCUAUUUUGUACCAGUGGUGACACCUACUAAUUACUAUCAGCAUCAGUAUCAACUGCUGCCAAAUGCUGCUGCUACUGCUACUGCUUCUUAUCAAAUGCAUGCUUCUCAGAGGGAAGAAUAUUAUGAAAUGGCUGAUCACUUUCACCUACCAAAUACUACUAUGAAAUAG